UUUUUUUUUUACCUUUGUUGAUCAUUUUUGUGUAGACAUUGAAAUCAUCCAAUAUUGUUUCAAUGUCGUUUUUCAACUGGUUUUCAAAAUCUUCUUCAACCUCUUCUACACCCAAUGCUGACGAUAUUGUUAAAAAGGAUGUUUGUUAUCAUAUAGAAGGUUUUUUAGCAUGUUCUUACUUCCAUACUGCCACUGAGGCCGCCGAUCGACUUGCAGCCAAAUAUCCUAAUGUCAAGAUAGAUGUCAGUGCUUAUCCUCGACAGCAAUGGCCUGAACGAUCUUUGGAAUUACAAAAAGAAUUUGAUACAACACACCGAACUUCUCCUUUUAUCUAUGAAGGAUGUAGUGCAGGAAAUCAAAAGGUGGUAGGUGGCUAUACCGAUUUUGCCAAACUGAUUAAGACCAACUAUCAAAUGAUUGUGCCUAUGGAUUAAGAAACUUACAAUGGAGAUGUCGAUGUUGGUUUAGAAUAAUAGUAGACAUAGAAGAACAUUGUCAUUCCACAAUAUAUCUUAUAUUCUAUUUAGACUGUAGCGAUAGUAGAAGUAGUAAUAUUAUAGAUCCUCUCUUUUUUCUUAUUGUAUAUAUAUAUAUAUCAACUGUACAAAUAAUAAC
This is a messenger RNA of Halteromyces radiatus, 615 nucleotides long. RefSeq lists its product as uncharacterized. The transcript has 3 exons. The record is from RefSeq and is a predicted model, not a curated record. NCBI's taxonomy places the organism in Eukaryota, Fungi, Mucoromycota, Mucoromycetes, Mucorales, Cunninghamellaceae. The coding region runs from base 63 to 434 and encodes 123 amino acids.